AUGGUUGGGAAGCCGGAGCAACCCGAGACAGGUGCGGAGCCCCAUGAUGAGAUACCCAAAGGACCACCUGAACAGUUUAAUUCAUCGUUAUUACAAAAGGCGACCCCAGAGUACUUACAAGAGCUCUUAAUGGACAAAAAGCAGUUGCAGAGCAUGCCUAACAGUUUUAAGCAUGUUGAAUUAAUACUGGAAAAGGAAAUUGCACAAGUGCGUGAACGUCUAUUUCACAAAAAUGGUUCCAUUCAAAUGAGCAAUACUGAUUUGCCAGAUCCUUCCGGUCAAAUCAUAACCCUUCAAAGGAAGGUGUACAUACCAGUUAAGGAGAAUCCAACAUACAACUUUGUUGGAAGACUGCUUGGACCACGUGGACUAACUGCAAAGCAAAUGGAACAGGAUUUGGGCUGCAAAAUCAUGGUCAGAGGGAAGGGAUCCAUGCGCGACAAACGGAAGGAGGAUCAAAAUCGUGGCAAGCCAAAUUGGGAGCAUUUGCAAGAAGAUUUGCACGUUUUGGUGAGUGUUGAAGACUACGAAAGUCGUGCCGAAUUACGACUUCAACGUGCUGUGAAUGCUAUUACAAUAUUUCUUGAACAAGGUCUUCGAACUCCAGAGGAUAAAGACUUGCUGAAACAGACUCAAUUAAUGGAACUGGCAGUGUUGAACGACAACUGUGUGCUUUGUAUUCAGCCGGAAGGAGCAGAUGAUGUGAAAAAGCAACAAUUAAUGGAAUUGGCUAUCAUAAAUGGCACCUAUCGCGAGCCUCAACAACAGCAUUCUCGACAUUCAACUAGUAGCACCACCGCCGCUUCCUCUCAGCACAGUUCACCGUCGCCCCUCUCUCCCAGUCUCACUUUCGACGAUCUUGAGAACAAGGAGCGUCAACAGGCUCAGGUACAACAGAUGACCCAACAGCAGCAACAUCAAUUCUUGUUGCAACAACAAUACCUCUCCAUGCUCAGUAGUCAAUCGGCAAUCGCAGCAGCCGCCGCGUUGGCUCAUAACCCCGCAGCACAGUUGUUAGGUCCUGCAGGACUUCGAUUUGGUGCCCCUACAGCCUCCACUCACCCAUCUACAGCAGCAGCAGCGGCUGCGGCUGCAGCAGCAGCAAAUCCACUGUUUUUAGGAACUAACCCCACGCCAACACCUGUCACGGCAUCGACACCAUCUGCUGCUGUAGCAGCAAUGAAUUUGGCAGCUGCGGUGAUGGGAGGGGUACCUACCAUCUCCCCCGUUACCUCCACUACCGCUGCUGCGGCACCUCCUAUUGGUGGAGCGCUAUCGUCUGGUGAGUUUGGCGUGAAAAUUGAUAAGUUAGUGAAGGGAUCAAAGGGACUGUGGCUUUCACUUCCUCACUCUCCUCCCACUUUAAAUGUUCAACCCUUUCUACUACGCAUUCUGGUAGAUCAACUAGCCGCUCUGUUGGGGGUAACUAAUGGAGCAGUUUCGCCAAACAGUGCUGCCAGUUCUGAUACCUCCGGGCAAUCGAUGGCUGCAAUAGCUGCUGGAUUUCCUGGCACCUUUCCGUCCCUCCUUCCAUGCACCUCCGCAAAUCCGUCCAACCCUACAACUGGAACCAUUCUCGGUAGCUAUUCCAAUGCUGGUGACCUUGAAAAUAAUUCAGGUUAG
Hydatigera taeniaeformis is the source of this 1623-nucleotide messenger RNA. The record is from the annotation of a GenBank genome assembly. NCBI's taxonomy places the organism in Eukaryota, Metazoa, Platyhelminthes, Cestoda, Cyclophyllidea, Taeniidae.